Molecule: messenger RNA, 1404 nt
Organism: Lathyrus sativus (Indian pea)
Lineage: Eukaryota; Viridiplantae; Streptophyta; Magnoliopsida; Fabales; Fabaceae
Source: the annotation of a GenBank genome assembly
AUGCUGAAGCGUCCCAGCCGUCAGGAGUCACUCUCCGAUAAGAUCUACAGAUUCAGAGGGACUCUGCUUGUUGUCUCGAUCCCGCUCCUUCUCAUCACGUUUGUUCUUUACAUGAUGCCUUCGAGCUCGAAUUACGAGUCUGCCGGUGAAUACGCUCUUGUUAGCCGGAAAAUUUCACCUGAUAAAAAAUCCGGUGGCUCCUACGCCGUCAUUUUCGACGCCGGUAGCUCUGGCAGCCGCGUUCAUGUUUUCCAUUUCAAUCAUAAUCUAGAUCUCGUUCAUAUUGGGAAAGAUCUCGAGCUUUUCGAGCAGCUUAAACCAGGUUUAAGUGCGUAUGCUAAGAAUCCGAAGCAAGCAGCGGAAUCUCUGAUUUCGCUCUUAGACAAAGCUGAGAGUGUUGUUCCUCGGGAAUUGAGAUCGAAGACACCAGUUCGAGUUGGGGCAACUGCAGGUUUGAGAUCUUUGGAAGGGGAUGCAUCUGAAAAGAUAUUGCAAGCGGUAAGGGAUUUGCUUAAGCACAGAAGCACGUUGAAAUCUGAUGCUGAUGCGGUUACAGUGCUGGAUGGAAACCAAGAAGGUGCUUUUCAAUGGGUCACCAUUAACUAUCUAUUGGGAAACUUGGGAAAAGAUUAUUCCAAGACUGUUGGGGUAGUUGAUCUUGGAGGUGGAUCUGUUCAAAUGGCAUAUGCCAUCUCUGAGUCUGAUGCUGCCAUGGCUCCAAAAGUAAAGGAUGGAGAUGAUCCAUAUGUCAAGGAGAUGUUCCUGAGGGGAAGAAAAUAUUACCUCUAUGUUCACAGUUACUUGCGCUAUGGUUUACUAGCUGCUCGUGCAGAGAUUUUAAAGGUUUCCGGUGAUGCUGAAAACCCGUGUAUCUUAUCUGGCUAUGAUGGAUCUUACAACUAUGGAGGAAAGAAAUAUAAGGCAUCGUCCUCUGGAGCAAGCUUAAAUGAAUGCAAAAGCGUCGCUCUCAAGGCUCUCAAAGUCAACGAGUCAUCGUGUACACAUAUGAAGUGCACUUUUGGCGGGAUAUGGAAUGGUGGAGGUGGGGAUGGACAGAAAAACCUCUUUGUUGCCUCAUUUUUCUUUGACCGGGCUGCUGAGGCUGGUUUUGCUGAUCCAAACAAACCAGUUGCAAUAGUUCAUCCUAUGGAUUUUGAAGAAGCUGCCAAGCAGGCUUGUCAAACGAAAUUCAAGAAUGCCAAAUCCACUUAUCCACGAGUGGAAGAGGGGAACCUUCCAUAUCUUUGCAUGGAUCUUGUUUAUCAGUAUACAUUGCUUGUUGAUGGGUUUGGCAUAUACCCCUGGCAAGAGAUUACAUUGGUAAAGAAAGUUAAAUACAAAGAUGCCCUUGUUGAGGCAGCUUGGCCGCUAGGAAGUGCCAUUGAAGCUGUAUCGGCUACAUAA